CGGCCUAACCCCAAAUUGUGUUGCAGGUAUCCCGGUCAAUAUGAUGAACGUCAGAGGGCUUGCUGACCUCAAGAAGAAGAAAUCUUCCAAGGUUCCGAAGGGGACGGAUGUUGGCGUCCCUAAACCCGCCGGUGACUUCUUUAAGAAGCCGGAGGGGCCGCCGGCGGUCCCAAAUGCUGAUGCUGCCACUGCUGCGAAGAGAAAAGUUGCGGGCAAGGCUCCCGAGGGUAAAAAGCCAAAAACGGGAGACGUCGGGAAGAAGGGUCCCCCCAUGGUCAUUGUUGAUGAUUGCCCCGCCUCCGGGAUGCCUGAGGAGAUGACGGUGGCGGAAGUGCCGGGGGGUGUCCGGGAGCUAUCCUCAGAGGUCCUGAUGGUUUCUCUCCCGGUAGGAACGGCCGUGAUGAACUGCACGGCGGACCCGAGGGUGCUUCUGAGGGGCAUGACCCCUGAGAUUGACAGAGCCGCCCUCGGGGCUGAUGAUGACCAGGCCCUCGAGGACAAGAUCCUCCGGUCUUCCCUUACUACUUGCAUUGCCCUCGGUGAGCAGGCCCGGAGGCUGGAGGAGUGGCGUCUGCGCAAGGCUGAGCAGGAUGCCAAGAUGCGGGAGCUCAUCCGCCAGAACUCUGAUGCCAUCCGGCAGAUGGCUAUGCUGGAGGAGAGCCUUCGGCAGAUGACGUUGCGGGCGGAGGCCGCAGACCGGGGCAAGGCCGAGGCUGAAAGGUCUGCAGCUGAAACCCUCUAGAGAGCCGCCAAGGAAGCCGAGGCCGCCAAGGCGGACGCCGUCUCAAAGGCCCGAGAGGACGCCGUCUCCGGAUUUCUGGCAGGGGGGUGGAGAGCAGAGGAGCACAAACAGUGGCUGUCCUCGGUCGUGGAGUCCUCAGUCGACGAAUGGUGCGAUGGGCCUGGAGUGGAGUGGGUUUCCCGAAAGGGUAAACAAUACUACGAUGGGGGCGAGUUUUUUACUCAAGCCCUCAUCUACCGGAGGAUGGCCCGCCAUCUGAAGAUCGAGCAGAAGGACUUUGACCCGGCAGCGUACGGACUUCCCCCCCUGCAGCCAGAUGUCCGUGUUCCUCUCCCCUCAGAUGUCAAGAGGCCAGACUUGGAGGACACUGAGCUGAUGAAGGAGGCCGAGGGAGACGAACCUGAGGCCGGCAUAGAGGUCACUUCAAAGCCUUCGGAAGAGACGGCCCCCGGGGAUGUUAAUAUGUAAAUUUUAUUUAGCAUAUUCUGAACAAUCUGGCUGUAAUGAAUGGUUGUAUGCCCUUGGCCUUCGGCCCUUUUGUAACAUACAUUUGAAUUUCCCUUUCUUGGAUGAAUGAAUGCUUGCCUUUGGGCUUUGUGUAUAUAAUUUGUUCCCUUCA
This is a messenger RNA of Cuscuta europaea, 1361 nucleotides long. Lineage: Eukaryota; Viridiplantae; Streptophyta; Magnoliopsida; Solanales; Convolvulaceae. The record is from the annotation of a GenBank genome assembly.